AUGUUGAAAUUAAACUAUUUAAAAGAACCUAAAGAUAAAAACAUUUAAACAAACAUUAAAGAAAACGAAUGCACAGAUGAUAAAAUUGAUAAUAAAAAUUCAGAGGCUUGUGUAAAUUCAUCCAUUUAACCUUAGAUAACAUAAGAAUCAUGCACAUAACCGUUUUUAUAAAUUCAAUAACACACUUAAAGAAGUCCUUUUUUAAAUAAUGAAGGAAUUAUUUACUCAAGCUCUGAGCUUCAAAGUGAAAUAAAUCAAUUUAGUUCUAUGGAAGAGUUAUCAUCAAAACUAAAUACUUACAUCGAUUCAUAUUUAUAAGAAUUGAGAUAACCUUAAUCAUUUCUAGAAUAACUUUCAUUUAAAUAAUCUGAAAGCUAUGAAGAGGACUCUUCAGAAGGUCUAUGCUAAAGAAUCUAUUCGGUAUAUUUUGAAUUUAAAAAUUAGAAAUUUGUAUCUUAGAUAAACUUAUCAGUCAUAUAAUCAUAUGAUUAUAUUUCAAGUAUAGAUGAGUAAUAAAAGGAUGAAACUCCAUUAUCACUCUCAACCCCUAUAUUGAAUUAAGAAGUUAGUAAUCUUCCUGAUAAAAAUACAAGUGGAUCAAGAAAAUUAUGUUAGGAUUAAUUUCGUUUAACCUGCAGCUAUCCUUUAAGUUAAGUUUGA
Messenger RNA from Paramecium octaurelia, 660 nucleotides. NCBI's taxonomy places the organism in Eukaryota, Ciliophora, Oligohymenophorea, Peniculida, Parameciidae. The record is from the annotation of a GenBank genome assembly.